Messenger RNA from Gossypium raimondii (Peruvian cotton), 1215 nucleotides. Its product is annotated as transcription factor MYB108. Bases 148 to 963 code for a protein of 271 amino acids. The record is from RefSeq and is a predicted model, not a curated record. Gene Ontology annotation, cellular component: nucleus. Gene Ontology annotation, molecular function: sequence-specific DNA binding; DNA-binding transcription factor activity. Gene Ontology annotation, biological process: regulation of DNA-templated transcription. The transcript is spliced from 4 exons. NCBI's taxonomy places the organism in Eukaryota, Viridiplantae, Streptophyta, Magnoliopsida, Malvales, Malvaceae.
UCUCUUUUUUAGUCUCCAUUAAAAGAAUGGAUGUUAAAGCAAGGAGUAGUAGUGGUCCAAACAUGGUAAGUACUGAAGAAGAGGACUUGAAAAGAGGUCCUUGGACUAUUGAAGAAGAUUUUAAACUUAUCAACUAUAUUUCCAUUCAUGGCAAAGGUCGAUGGAACUCUCUUGCUCAUUCUGCAGGAGGACGUGAGUUUGAAUGCGCUGAAACGCAUUAUCCUCUUAUUUAUAGGUUGGGGAGAGGCUAUAGGUCUUAAACGAACUGGAAAAAGUUGUAGGUUGAGAUGGUUGAAUUAUCUCCGGCCUGAUGUCCGACGUGGGAACAUCACACUUGAGGAACAACUUUUGAUUCUUCAACUUCACUCGCGAUGGGGAAAUCGAUGGUCCAAAAUCGCCCAAUUCUUGCCCGGAAGAACCGACAACGAGAUCAAGAACUAUUGGAGAACUCGUGUCCAAAAACAUGCCAAACAACUCAAAUGUGACGUCAACAGCAAAGAAUUCAAGGACACCAUGCGUUACCUAUGGAUGCCUAGGUUAGUUGAAAGGAUUCAAGCUGCCACCACCACCACUAACACCGCGUCCACUUCGGCUGCCAUGACGAGCAAUGCGAGCAUUGAGCAAAUGAUGUUGCCUAAUCUGAGUUAUUACACUCCGGACAACGCUAGCACUACUGCCUCAUCAGACUCUAUCGGGACUCAAGUUUCACCAAUUUCAGAUUCAAUUGAUUAUUACAAUGGUGUCUCGACUAAUUAUAACCCAAAUCAUGAUUAUUUGCAAGCUAACCAUGAAUCCUUAAUAAGUCCCAUUGGGAGUUAUUGCAACAAUGGCGAUGGCAUGGAUUUUGGGUUGAUGGAGUUGAACCACCAUUGGGCAAGUGAUGGUGAUGGUGAUGGAUCGCAUAAUUUAUUGAACGCUGAAGAUUUUUUCUUCUUACAGCACCAGUUCAACUUUAACAUGUGAAAUGCAAAUAUGUAUCUUCAAAAAUAGAUUGAAAAUGGGGGAAAUGGAACUUAAUUGUAGAGGGACCAAAAAAAAUAUUCACAUUAAUGUUUUAGAACAUAUAUAGAAUUUGUCUUAGUUGAACUUGUAAGAAAAAAAAAGAGAUUGUCAUUCUACUUUUUAUUGGAUUAUUGUAAAAAGAAUUAUAAACGAGACUAGAAACAUGUUAUUUUAUCCAUCUAUUCUGAGAAAAUCUAUAAACGAUAUUUUAUA